AUGAGGAUCGAAAAGUGUUACUUCUGCUCGGCGCCCAUCUACCCCGGACACGGCAUGAUGUUUGUGAGGAACGACUGUAAGGCAUUUAGAUUCUGUCGAUCAAAAUGUCACAAAAACUUCAAGAAGAAGCGAAAUCCCAGAAAGAUCAGAUGGACAAAAGCCUUCAGGAAAGCAGCUGGUAAAGAGUUGACAGUGGAUAAUUCAUUUGAAUUUGAAAAAAGAAGAAACGAACCUGUCAAGUACCAAAGGGAGUUAUGGAGCAAGACUGUUGAUGCUAUGAAGAGAGUAGAAGAGAUCAAGCAGAAGCGGCAAGCGCGGUUUAUCAUUAACAGAUUGCAAAAGGGCAAAGAAUUACAGAAAGCCCAGGACAUCAAAGAAGUCAAACAAAACAUACACCUUAUCCGGGCUCCUCAUGCUGGAAAAGCCAAAAAAUUGGAAGACAAAAUGGUUCAGCAGUUACAGGAGGAUGUGGAUAUGGAAGAAUCGUCAUAG
Staurois parvus is the source of this 492-nucleotide messenger RNA. Lineage: Eukaryota; Metazoa; Chordata; Amphibia; Anura; Ranidae. The record is from the annotation of a GenBank genome assembly.